This is a messenger RNA of Dama dama (fallow deer), 2789 nucleotides long. It is a transcript of the gene PTCHD1, whose product is annotated as patched domain containing 1. Gene Ontology annotation, biological process: chemical synaptic transmission; cognition. The transcript has 3 exons. Gene Ontology annotation, cellular component: plasma membrane; synapse. The record is from RefSeq and is a predicted model, not a curated record. The coding region runs from base 1 to 2667 and encodes 888 amino acids. NCBI's taxonomy places the organism in Eukaryota, Metazoa, Chordata, Mammalia, Artiodactyla, Cervidae.
AUGCUGCGGCAGGUCCUACACAGGGGCUUGAGGACGUCUUUCUCCCGGCUCGGCCACUUCAUAGCCAGUCACCCUGUCUUCUUCGCCUCGGCGCCGGUGCUCAUCUCCAUCCUGCUCGGCGCCAGCUUCAGCCGCUACCAGGUCGAGGAGAGCGUGGAGCACCUGCUGGCGCCCCAGCACAGCCUCGCCAAGAUCGAGCGCAACCUCGUCAACAGCCUCUUCCCGGUCAACCGCUCCAAGCACCGGCUGUACUCGGACCUGCAGACCCCUGGGCGCUACGGCCGGGUCAUCGUCACCUCCUUCCAGAAAGCCAACAUGCUGGACCAGCAUCACACCGACCUGAUCUUAAAGUUGCAUGCUGCUGUGACCAGGAUCCAGGUUCCAAGGCCUGGAUUUAAUUACACAUUUGCUCACAUCUGUAUCCUGAAUAACGAUAAGACUUGCAUUGUGGACGACAUUGUGCAUGUCCUAGAGGAGCUAAAGAAUGCUCGGGCGACCAACCGGACCAAUUUUGCUAUCACGUACCCGAUCACUCACUUAAAAGAUGGGAGGGCAGUUUAUAACGGGCACCAGCUGGGAGGCGUCACUGUGCACAGCAAGGAUCGCGUGAAAUCUGCAGAGGCCGUCCAGCUCACCUACUACCUGCAGUCCAUCAACAGUCUCAACGACAUGGUGGCGGAGAGGUGGGAGUCCAGCUUCUGUGACACCGUCCGACUGUUCCAGAAAUCUAACAGCAAAGUCAAAAUGUACCCUUACACAUCCUCCUCGCUGAGGGAAGACUUCCAGAAGACCAGCCGUGUAUCGGAACGCUACCUGGUCACCAGCCUGAUCCUGGUGGUCACCAUGGCCAUCCUCUGCUGCUCCAUGCAGGACUGCGUCCGCAGCAAACCCUGGUUGGGCCUGCUCGGGCUGGUGACCAUAAGCCUCGCCACCCUCACCGCGGCUGGGAUCAUCAAUCUGACUGGUGGGAAAUACAAUUCCACCUUCCUGGGAGUCCCUUUCAUCAUGCUAGGUCAUGGAUUAUAUGGGACUUUUGAAAUGUUAUCCUCCUGGAGGAAAACUAGAGAAGACCAACAUGUUAAAGAGAGAACUGCAGCAGUCUAUGCAGACUCCAUGCUCUCCUUUUCUCUCACCACUGCCAUGUACCUGGUCACCUUCGGCAUAGGGGCCAGCCCUUUCACGAACAUUGAGGCAGCCAGGAUUUUCUGCUGCAAUUCCUGUAUCGCAAUUUUCUUCAACUACCUCUAUGUACUCUCGUUUUAUGGUUCCAGCCUGGUAUUCACUGGCUACAUAGAAAACAAUUACCAGCAUAGUAUCUUCUGUAGGAAAGUCCCAAAGCCUGAGGCAUUGCAGGAGAAGCCGGCAUGGUACAGGUUUCUCCUGACGGCCAGGUUCAGCGAGGACACUGCAGACGGUGAGGAAGCGAACACUUACGAGAGUCACCUAUUGGUAUGUUUCCUCAAACGCUAUUACUGUGACUGGAUAACCAACACCUAUGUCAAGCCUUUUGUAGUUCUCUUUUACCUUAUUUAUAUUUCCUUUGCCUUAAUGGGCUAUCUGCAGGUCAGUGAAGGGUCAGACCUUAGUAACAUCGUAGCGACGGCGACACAAACCAUUGAGUACACUACUGCCCAGCAAAAGUACUUUAGCAACUACAGUCCGGUGAUUGGGUUUUACAUAUACGAGUCUAUAGAAUACUGGAACACUAGUGUCCAAGAAGACGUGCUAGAAUACACCAAGGGGUUUGUGCGAAUAUCCUGGUUUGAGAGCUACUUAAAUUACCUUCGGAAACUCAAUGUGUCCACUGGCUUGCCCAAGAAAAACUUCACAGACAUGUUGAGAAAUUCCUUCCUGAAAGCCCCCCAAUUUUCCCAUUUUCAAGAGGACAUAAUCUUCUCUAAAAAGUAUAAUGAUGAGGUUGACGUAGUGGCCUCCAGAAUGUUCUUGGUGGCCAAGACCAUGGAAACAAACAGAGAAGAACUCUAUGAUCUCCUGGAGACCCUGAGGAGACUUUCUGUCACCUCCAAGGUGAAGUUCAUUGUCUUCAACCCGUCCUUCGUGUACAUGGAUCGAUACGCCUCCUCCCUGGGAGCCCCCCUGCACAACUCCUGCAUCAGUGCUUUGUUCCUGCUCUUCUUCUCGGCAUUCCUGGUGGCAGACUCUCUGAUUAACGUCUGGCUCACUCUAACGGUUGUGUCCGUGGAGUUUGGAGUUAUAGGUUUCAUGACAUUAUGGAAAGUGCAACUGGACUGCAUUUCUGUGCUAUGCUUAAUAUAUGGAAUUAACUAUACAAUUGACAACUGUGCUCCACUCUUAUCCACCUUUGUUCUGGGCAAGGAUUUCACAAGAACGAAGUGGGUAAAAAAUGCCCUGGAAGUGCAUGGGGUAGCAAUUUUACAGAGUUACCUCUGCUAUCUUGUUGGUCUGAUUCCUCUUGCAGCUGUGCCUUCAAAUCUGACCUGUACACUGUUCAGGUGCUUGUUUUUAAUAGCGUUGGUCACCUUCUUUCACUGCUUUGCCAUUUUACCUGUGAUACUGACUUUCCUGCCACCCUCUAAGAAAAAAAGGAAAGAGAAGAAAAAUCCUGAAAACCGGGAGGAAAUUGAGUGUGUCGAAAUGGUGGAUAUCGAUAGCACCCGAGUGGUUGACCAGAUUACAACAGUGUGAGGGCAUCUGCUUGUUACAGUUUCACCCUAGGUCUUAUCAAGAGCAAAGGGAUGAUGUUCAUGGCAACACAUUUAAAGUUGUUUUUUGGUUUUUAAGGAUAAGAAAUAGGCAUUGCCAAAAAC